UAUCACACAGGUAGUUGAUCUGUUGGAGGGUCUUCGAUGCUCUGCACUCCCAUGUCUGUGCGAACGAAUCAUUGAGGUUCCGGUCCGGGACUGGGUGUUGACCCCCGCCCUGAAGAAAAAUGGAGAGUACUGCACCAUAGAAGCCCCACACUUGGAUGAAAGUCUGAGGCAGAAAGACGAGACAUCAGAUGAGUCUGAAGAUGAUGAUGUUGGACCAAGCUUCAGAAGUAUUCCCUACAUCGCCAGACCUCAUCCUGAACAGCAUAGUCACACAGCAUUCCUGGUGAAACUAAGGAAAUUUGAAAGUUAAAACAAACCCUGGACACCACUGGUUAUUCACAUUACCAAACAUUUGAAAAAUAAACUGAGGUCAUAAGGUUAA
Messenger RNA from Austrofundulus limnaeus, 382 nucleotides. Its product is annotated as tRNA (adenine(58)-N(1))-methyltransferase, mitochondrial. Lineage: Eukaryota; Metazoa; Chordata; Actinopteri; Cyprinodontiformes; Rivulidae. Gene Ontology annotation, cellular component: mitochondrion; tRNA (m1A) methyltransferase complex. Gene Ontology annotation, biological process: tRNA methylation. Gene Ontology annotation, molecular function: tRNA (adenine(58)-N1)-methyltransferase activity. The record is from RefSeq and is a predicted model, not a curated record.